This is a messenger RNA of Botrytis cinerea B05.10, 2175 nucleotides long. RefSeq lists its product as hypothetical. Bases 698 to 1555 code for a protein of 285 amino acids. The transcript has a single exon. Lineage: Eukaryota; Fungi; Ascomycota; Leotiomycetes; Helotiales; Sclerotiniaceae. The record is from RefSeq and is a predicted model, not a curated record.
GACUGGAAAGUAUCUCGAACUCAAGUGACUAAGAUCGGUAUCUGCACGACAUCCAAGCUAAUAGCUCAACGGUAUAGAGGGAAAAAAUGUUUUGCUUUCCACUAAGAUAAUAGAGUUUCCUUCGUUCAUGUUUGAUGCACACAUCAUAUUUUUUGUGCCAAAAAAAAAUAUCUAAUUCGUUUAUGGAGGGGUUUAUUAGGGCAGAUAGAGUGGGUCGAGGUCGAUCCCCAGAUUUGGCAUUCUAAGCUUCGCUAAGUGUGGUCAGGAGCGUUUCCUCGCGAGUUUUAGUUCGCGUCUAGUAUCUCCCUGUCGUCAAACUAGAUGCGUACUUGUUACUACUAGCGUAUCUUCGAGCUUGUUCUACUUAUGUUCUACUUAGCUACUAUUAUAGCUCCAGAGCACAAAUUUUCUAUAAAUAGAACUCCAUCCUCCCCAAAUCCAGCCCAGUUCUCCAAAAACGAAAGCAAACACACAACACUCAAAGCACAUAAUACUCAGACUACACAAUAAAUUCACAUACCUUAAGUACAACCAACCAAUCAUGUACCUCCCAUCCAUCACGAACCACAUCCGCAUUCGUUAUCUUGCAAGACAGGCCGCCUCUCGGAGCUCUCAACCACUCUACCCCUCUCUCUUUCGACGAGGUCUCAUCAACCAAGCUAACCUCGCCAGUCAACCACCACCAAUUCCAAACAACAUGGCUACUAACAACAAUGCUAUCAUCAACACCAAUGUUUCCGCAUGCGGUCCUCAUGACCAUCAAUCUGGUAAGCUCGCCAAUGUCUGUACUUCCAUUGAGCAUAUUGCUGAUACAACAGUAGAUUAUUUGAACACCACACAAACACCCAUCGACAAUCACGCCAACAAUAAUGGUAUCGUCGAUCAAGUCGGCAAUCUCUCCGAUACCUCUACUGUAGUGGAACAUGUUUCCGAUGCAGAAGCGAAUCACUCGGACACCGACAAAGCACCCAUCGACAAGCUAACCAACAAUGAUGGUAUGGACGAUCAACCUGGCGACUUCUCCAAUGCCUCCACAUCCGUCAAGCAAGCUGAGCAAGCUGAACAAGUCGAGCAAGUCGAGCAAGCAGAGCAAGCAGAGCAAGUCAAGCAAGCAGAGCAAGUCGAGCAAGUCGAGCAAGUCGAGCAAGACGAGCAAGCAGAGCAAGACGAGCAAGCAGAGCAAGUCGAGCAAGUCGAGCGUACUGCAUAUCAUUCCUACGCAUCAACACACUACUCAGACAGCGACAGCAACAGCGAUCCCAGCGACGAAAUCCCCUGGAUCGAAAGUCCAAGCCAAGGCAUCUGGUUGCAAAACUACACCCACGUGCGGCAAUCCGAUGCUGAAAACCCCAACGCCGAUCUCAACGGUGGGGGCGAGGAGAACUCUUCCGCAGAAUCGAUUAAGGAUGAGGAAGGGGAGGAGCGAGUGAGCGAGGAAAUGAGGGCAUGGAUUGAGUUUCGAUUUUCGGAUGCGAGGAAGGAGAUGCGUCAGAAGAAGUGGGAGGAGGAGGAGAUUGUUAAGAAGGGGGGCGUGCGCGGGCUUUCUGAGGUGUAGAUUUGAGAAUGAGUGGGUGGCUUGUGGCUGAGAUUUUCUUCUGGAGAAAUUAUUUGUGGAUAUGGGGAUGAGGAUGAGGAUAUGAUGAUCGAAAAGCGGGUGAUUGUGUUUUUUUUGGGGAUCAUACUUUGAGGUAUAAUAGCAGGAGUUUAGGUCUUUUUUUGGAGGGGGGAGGGGAGUCCUACCUUUAGGUAUAACAGCGAGAGUAAUAGUAAUAGUAAUAGUAAUAAAAACGACCAGCGCUUCAACCAACCAAGUAUCCAAUGUAAUUCUCAUCCCUCAAACCUACCUUCAUGAAUCACAAAUCAAACAUGACAGCCCUCAAACCACAACACCAAACAAUCCACCCCCCUCCCAUCCCAAAUCAGUCAAGUGCAAUCAAGUGCAGCAACCAACCAACCAACCAUCUCUAUCAGAUCACUUAAGGAUAUCGACCAAACAUACUUUUCGGGGGUGCGACCCGAUCUUUGGUAGAAGAUAGAGGAAGGAGAGGAGAGGAGAGGAAAGGAAGCGAAAAUUAUUGGGGCGAGAGAAAUAAGAAUCUUAAGCAUAUAUUACAGAUCUUGAAAAGAAGAAACUCAUCCGACAAUAAGACAUCAAGAACCGAGGAAUCUCUUUGA